CAAUCCUGCGUGUGUGUGUGUUGCGUGUGUCUGGACGGCGAAAUAUUUAGCUAACGGUAUUUAAAACACAGUUUUGGUACAAACCUAGGUGCUAUAAAUAAUUUGUCGGUUGUGACUUGUUUUCUGAAGAAUGUAUGGAGAUCAUUCGAAUGGUAUUUGAUCUGCUUGGGCGAUAAGUGCGCGGCGACUGUCAUCCACAGAAGUUUACAGCGAGCGAUCAGCGCGUGUAUUAAAAAGUGUCGCGCGAAAAUACAUGACGUAAGAGCGUCCAGGAAUACAGUUUUGCGUGAUAAUUAAACAGUUUGAAUUCGCUGGAUCCAGUGUUGCGUGCAUGAGGAUUUCUGAUGUAGCUCCCAGUUUUUAUGUAGGCAUGAAUUGUCUGGAGUGUUUUAGGAGGAUGUAAGCAUGAUAUUUCAUCUAUCAGUCGCAAGGAUCCGAUUUAUGAACGUUUUCAACUGUUGAUUGAAUAACCAGAGAACCUUAAUAGGGACAUCAUGGAACUUUUUUGGAUAGUUUUCUUCAUUUUUGACAUUAUUCUCAUGGCAGACUGUGCUAGAGGUCCUCCACGUGUAGCAGAGAAGGUAGCUCACCGUCAGACCGUCAGAAUUGGGCGCACCAUGAAACUUCAGUGUCCUGUGGAGGGCGAUCCACCACCCCUCAUCAUGUGGACCAAAGAUGGACGAAACAUCCACAGUGGUUGGAUGCGCUUCAGGGUCCUUCAGCAAGCUCUCCGUAUCAAAGAGGUGGAGGCAGAGGAUGCUGGGACAUUCAUUUGUAAAGCCACCAAUGGUUUUGGCAGUGUCAACAUUAACUACACCCUCAUUGUCAUUGAUGACUCCAGUGCUGGGAGGGUAGGUGCCAGACCAGCUGGUGAAACCGAGUACUCGACUGACCUGACGGGAAAACUGGUGCGGCCCCGCUUCACACAGCCGGCCAAAAUGAGAAAGCGUGUGAUCGCCCGGCCAGUGGGGAGCUCAGUAAGGCUCAAGUGCACCGCUAGCGGCAACCCCAGACCUGACAUCGUCUGGCUGAAAGACAGCAGGCCUCUGACGCCCGAGGAGGUGGGCGAAGGCCGAAAGAAGAAGUGGACUCUCAGUCUGAAGAAUCUUACACCUGAGCACAGCGGCAAGUACACGUGUCAUGUGUCCAACCGUGCUGGGGAGAUCAACGCCACCUAUAAAGUGGAAGUCAUCCAGCGCACAAAUUCCAAGCCCAUCUUGACAGGAACUCAUCCAGUAAACACUACAGUAGACUACGGUGGCACCACAUCUUUCCAGUGUAAAGUACGCAGUGACGUCAAGCCAGUUAUCCAGUGGCUAAAGAGGGUCGAACCAGGAGGUGAGAGCAAAUACAACUCCACCAUUGAGGUCGGAGACCAUCGCUUCGUUGUGUUGCCCACGGGUGAUGUGUGGUCACGACCAGACGGCUCCUAUUUGAACAAGCUACUUAUCACUCGAGCCAAGGAGGAGGACGCUGGCAUGUACAUCUGCCUUGGGGCCAAUACCAUGGGCUACAGCUUCCGCAGUGCCUUCCUUACUGUUCUUCCUGACCCAAAGCCGCCAUUCUCCCCGAUCCCGUCUGUUCUGCCUCCCAGCCUUCCUUGGCCUGUCAUUAUCGGCAUCCCGGCAGGAGUGAUCUUCAUUCUGGGCACCAUCCUGCUCUGGUUCUGCCAGUCCAAAAAGCAUUGUUCCUCAGGAGCCAUAAUCUCAGCCCAGACCUUACCCAAUGGCCACCGGCAGCCACCUAGAGAGCGGGCGCUCGCGGCUGCCGAUAAAGACUGCAUCGGCUCUGUCACCUACGAGGAGUAUUUGGCUCAACAGCAACAACAACAGCUUCUGCUGGCCCAAGCUGCUCCCAAAGUCUAUCCAAAGAUCUAUUCAGACAUUCACACACACACCCACUCACACGUGGACGGCAAAAUUCACCAGCACCAACACAUCCACUACCAAUGUUAGCCUUCAUACUUACAGUACUCUGGUUCAUUCUUCACAUAUCUCUUCAGUCUCUGACCAAACAUUUUGUCACCAAAAUAGGGCAGCAUUUUGGCCAGAAUGGGCAAGGGCUUUCUCAAACAAACAUUUCUGCUGAAAACCUAGUGAAUGGAAAGACAAUUGAGCCACGUUGUUGCAGUCUAACCAGUCCCUCGCUCUGAAUACCGCAAGCAUAAAGACAUUAUGAACAGUAGGGUGGAAAAGGGCAAGGCUAGCGAACAAAUGACGAUAUUUGAGUCUGUUUUGAAAUGGAGAAAUGUUUUCGCAGAAACUGCUGACAGAGUAAACACUUUUGCAGAUUUGUAUGGGACAAAAGACACAAAUGUAUUGUCUCUUCAAUUCGCUUUCAAACUGCUGAUGCUACGGUGUUUUAGAACGAUUUUUUCAUAAGCCCAUUGCCUAUUCUUGUGGAUGGGGCCAAAAGGAUUUUUUUGGAUUCUCACCAAAUCUCCGUGAAACAUUCGUUUGCAUGCAUAAGAAAAUAGUUUGCAGAUAUUGAGAGAUCCCAUUAAAGUUUAUUUCCUGUAACGGUUUAUAUCUUUAAAGACCGCCUGAAUGCAUGAGAGCGUAUGUGCGUGUUGUUUUUGCAGGUAUGGUAUACCAUGUUUCAACUUUAAGAAAUGGUGUAGGUUCAAUCUAGUUUUCUAACUGUAUCUUUAAUGGGAAAAGAGAAUAUCCUUGAGCUCUGGUUAUAUCGUAACUAAAGAUAUGAUGAGAUUUUGACAUUGUGUGUACUGGCAAGGGUUCCUUGUGUUUUCAUUAACUUUGUGCUUUUAUUUUCAGGGCCUGGUCUGAAUAACCAGAGGUACCGCAAUCCCAUAGUUCCUCUAUGGCCUUGUUUUUUUUUUUUUUUCGUUUAUGUGAAAGAGGAGUUGUAUUUUCAUAAGCUUGACCACUAUAAUGAAGACUGUGUAAAAUGCCUUUGACUGCUCAUGUAAUGGCUCCCCUUUAAUAUUUACAGAAGUGAGUCAGAGUUUCAAAAACAAACGUUAGACUGAAACUCAUUGUCCGUGCAUGUGUUUACCGUGUUGUUCAUGAUAAAAGGUCUAUCCUGAAAGGACUGCGGGAAUACAGGAAUGCACUGCUAGCUACUUCAGCAUAACAUUUUUUUGUAAUUCAUUGCCCCUGUUAUUUUAAGAAAGCCAGCCAAAAGAGGAAACCUUGUCAAACUUUAGUGAUUCUAACAUAGUUAAUUUAUUUGUAAGCAAUGUUUUGAUGCUUUGAAUUGGGCAUUAUCUAGAUGUUUUAAACCAAAUAUGAGUAUACUUAGCAUUGUCUUCCCUUAGCUGCAGUGUAAGCUAUGUAGCAUACAGUAUAUCAAGCGUUAAAUAUUUAUGUGCUGUGGGGGAAAAAAAAUAACACAAUGGUCCUAUAAUUAGUUAUCUCUGUAUGGACAAUCUUGUACAGUCUGGCCUGUUUUUAUGUAAUAUAUAUAUAUAUAUAUAUAUAUAUAUAUAUAUAUAUAUAUAUAUAUAUAUAUAUAUAUAUAUAUAUAUAUAUAUAUGUUUGUCACAUUGAAACAUUAAAAUCAUUUUAUAAUUAUCAUAAAAUGAUAAAGCUCUUGUUCACCAGGUAUGAAAAUG
This is a messenger RNA of Carassius gibelio (silver crucian carp), 3574 nucleotides long. RefSeq names its product fibroblast growth factor receptor like 1a (gene fgfrl1a). Gene Ontology annotation, cellular component: plasma membrane. The record is from RefSeq and is a predicted model, not a curated record. The coding region runs from base 495 to 1955 and encodes 486 amino acids. The transcript has 7 exons. Gene Ontology annotation, molecular function: fibroblast growth factor binding; fibroblast growth factor receptor activity. NCBI's taxonomy places the organism in Eukaryota, Metazoa, Chordata, Actinopteri, Cypriniformes, Cyprinidae.